AUGGCCUCCGCGACGCCCGUCGAAGACACCAUCCGCGAAAAGCUCACGAACGCCUUGGCCCCAACAACGCUGGUCAUCCGCAACGACUCGCAUCUGCAUGCGCAUCAUGCGCCCAUGCAGGGAUCGACGUCGAAAGAGACGCAUUUCCAUGUGACGAUUACCUCGCCCGAGUUCCAGUCGAAAAUGCAGCCCGCGCGCCAUCGGAUGGUCUACGCCCUGCUGAAGGAGGAGAUGAGUCAGGAGGGAGGCAUCCAUGCGUUACAGUUGCGGACGAGGACGCCUGAAGAGGAGCAGCGCGAGAAGGAGCGGAAGAACCAGGCUUGA
Aspergillus terreus NIH2624 is the source of this 324-nucleotide messenger RNA. Its product is annotated as BolA family protein. The transcript has 3 exons. The record is from RefSeq and is a predicted model, not a curated record. The coding region runs from base 1 to 324 and encodes 107 amino acids. Lineage: Eukaryota; Fungi; Ascomycota; Eurotiomycetes; Eurotiales; Aspergillaceae.